Messenger RNA from Rhincodon typus (whale shark), 2262 nucleotides. RefSeq names its product alpha-1,6-mannosylglycoprotein 6-beta-N-acetylglucosaminyltransferase (gene mgat5). The record is from RefSeq and is a predicted model, not a curated record. Gene Ontology annotation, cellular component: Golgi apparatus. Gene Ontology annotation, biological process: protein N-linked glycosylation. The transcript is spliced from 15 exons. Lineage: Eukaryota; Metazoa; Chordata; Chondrichthyes; Orectolobiformes; Rhincodontidae. Gene Ontology annotation, molecular function: alpha-1,6-mannosylglycoprotein 6-beta-N-acetylglucosaminyltransferase activity. The coding region runs from base 61 to 1836 and encodes 591 amino acids.
UGCAGGUUACAAGGAUAAGAUCUAAUCAAUGGAGCCCAGGAACAGUGUGAAUUGCCUCCUAUGGAUGGCUUCCCUCACUGUGAGAGCAAAUUGAAGUGGAUGAAGACUAUGUGGCGGUCAGAUCCUUGCUAUGCCAGCUAUGGCGUGGAUGGGUCCAUAUGCUCAUUUUUUAUUUACCUCAGCGAGGUUGAAAAUUGGUGUCCUCCUCUGCCAUGGAGAGCAAAAAGUCCUCGGGAAGAAACGGACCAACAGAAUUUGGCUGAAAUUCGAACAGACUUCAAUUACCUCUUUAAAAUGAUGUCUGUACAUGAUGAAUUUCGAUGGAUGCGAUUAAGAAUAAAUCGAAUGGCAAGUGCCUGGAUAGAAGCUGUAAAAUCACUUGCUGAAAAACAAAAUUUAGAAAUCAAGCGUAAAAAGAUUCUUAUCCAUCUUGGCCUCUUGACAAAGGAAUCGGGAUUUAAGAUUGCAGAGAAUGCCUUCAGUGGUGGCCCUCUUGGCGAAUUAGUUCAGUGGAGUGAUUUGAUUACAACCCUUUACCUGCUGGGCCAUGACAUUAGGAUUUCAGCCUCACUGGCUGAACUAAAAGAAAUAAUGAAGAAAGUGAUGGGUAACCGGUCAGGUUGCCCUACUCGUGGUGAUAAGAUAGUAGAACUAAUCUAUAUUGAUAUUGUUGGUUUGACACAAUUUAAGAAGACACUCGGUCCAUCUUGGGUUCAUUAUCAAUGCAUGCUUAGAGUGUUGGAUUCAUUUGGUACGGAACCAGAAUUUAACAGUGCUCAAUAUGCUCAGUCUAAGGGCCAUAAGACACCAUGGGGUAAAUGGAACCUGAACCCACAGCAAUUCUACACCAUGUUCCCUCAUACACCUGACAACAGCUUCCUAGGAUUUGUGGUUGAACAACACCUCAAUGCCAGUGAUAUUAGUCAUCUUGAUGAUAUCAAAAGGCAAAAUCAGUCCCUUGUAUACGGCAAAGUGGAUCACUUUUGGAAGGAUAAAAGGUCUUACUUGGAUAUAAUCCAUAGCUACACAGAGGUCCAUGGCACUGUUCAUGGAACUAGUACACUCCACCUUCCUAGCUAUGUGAAAAACCAUGGGAUACUGAGUGGACGUGAUCUACAACUUCUCUUAAGGGAAACAAAGUUGUUUGUCGGCCUUGGCUUUCCAUAUGAAGGACCAGCUCCUCUAGAAGCCAUUGCUAACGGUUGUGCUUUCUUGAAUCCACGGUUUAAUCCACCGAAAAGUAGUAAGAACACGGAGUUUUUCAAAGGCAAGCCAACACUUAGAGAGUUGACUUCACAGCAUCCAUAUGCAGAAGUGUUUAUUGGAAAACCUCAUGUCUGGACUGUUAACAUUGAUGACCCAGCAGAAGUGGAGCAUGCAGUGAAGGCUAUACUUAAUCAGAAGAUUGAUCCAUAUUUGCCCUACGAAUUCAACUGUGAAGGAAUGUUGCAGAGAGUCAGUGCUUUUAUUGAAAAUCAGGAUUUCUGCCAUGGUCAGGUGAUGUGGCCUCCACUGAGUGUGCUCCAAGUUAAAGUUGCGGCUCCCAGGCAGUCAUGUAAGCAGGUCUGUCAAGAAAAUAAACUCAUAUGUGAACCUUCCUUCUUUCAACAUCUGAACAAAGACAGUGAUUUGCAGAAGUAUGGAAUUGAAUGCUUGUCAUUUGAAUCUGUGAAUGAUAUUGUUGUUCCGGCUUAUGACGAAAACAAGAAACGUUGCUUUUUCCAGAGUGAUUUGCUGCUCUUCAGUUGUGCAGGUUCAAAUGGAAACCAUAAAAGGAUCUGUCCAUGCAGAGAUUAUAUGAAAGGACAAGUUGCCCUAUGCCAAGAAUGUGUAUAGCAGUUGCUUAUCCAUUUCCAAAGUAGAUUGUGCUUAAAGGUAGGGGAUAGUAAGUCUUCAUAAGGACCAAGCAUUUGGUUAAUUGUUUCUGAAGGCAUCCCUCAAAAAAUUGAAGGAAAAUGUGUUUUUUUUAUUUAAAACUAUAGUAUUCAUUUGAAGAGAAUAUAUAUUAAUGAAUCCCUGCUGAGCAUCUUAAUAUGGAAACUUUGACAAAUUAUUCAACUUUCUUAUACAGUUUAUGUAUAGAAGAAAACUGAUUUUGUGAAGAGUUGGUAUACAGAUGUGACUUAUAGGUGAACUAGUAAAUAUUCUAAAUUCAGAAAAUCAUGUUACAAAUGCAAAAUGAAAAUUGAGUUCAGACAACAAUAAAUAUAAAAACCAAAAGAACUGCAGAUGCUGUAAAUCAUGAUCAAAAACAGAAGUUGC